AUGCUACUACAAAGGACAAAUCCCCAAUCCGUCGAAACAUUUCCAAUUAUGCCUCGAAACGCUUUUAAAGCUCCCAAAACUAAGCGAUCACCUGCUAAGCAAGAAACAGAAUUAUAUGCAUCUUCAUCGAAAAAAAGACGAACGAAAGAUGAUUUUUACACUUUCUGCACCAUAGUGCUAUCAUAUACUCAAUAUGAAUCUCUUAAACGAGAGGAAUUGCGGCAACAAAACAACAUUAGCCCUGUUGGCAGUGGAGGUAGUGCUGCAGACAGCUAUUCCUCUGACAGCACAGCGUCUCUCUCCUCAAGUAGUCUUCAAGAAUGCCUUCAAGAUAGUUUACAAGAUGGCUUGCCUGUUGACAGAGUGCAGCAGCCGACACAAGACACUACUCCGACUGCCAUCAGCAGCAGUAGCAAUCCACUGAAUGAAAGAGUGACCACACCACAUCAAUCACCUAAACAGCAGCAGCAGCAGUUUUUAAAGCAGCAGCAAGCCCCAAAACAUCAACUGCAGACUGUGAAACCAUCACAACAGCCACUCCAGCAAUCUAAACAGCCUCAGCAGCCUAACUUGAAGCAGUCACCUCUCUCUAAAAAUCCACUUUCAGUAUAUGAUGUUAAACACAAACAGCCUAAACAGCAACAGCCUAAGCAGUCACAACCACAGCAGCAGCCUAAGCAGUCACAACCACAGCAGCAGCAGCAACAAACAUCGCCUAAACAUCAACAACCCCAGAUCAAGCAAGAACCAUCAGCACCUACUCAACCCACCCCACUCACUGUGACCCCAACUUCAACAUCAAUGACUCAGUCACAUCACCAAAAUACCACUAAUCGAGUGGAAAGCAAAAUAUCCCCUAAAGUAAUUAAACUAGAACCGUCUACUUAUUCCCCACAAGAGCAAAAUUCUCACCAAGAGCAAUUACCAGAAGAUAAGAAACCAAAUAGAUUUGAAUUAUUACAGCGGCCAAAGCAAGAAGAAAAUUUCUCUGCAGGAGGAAAACAGAAGAUACAUAUUAAGAAAGAGGUGGUUGAAGAUGAAGAAGUAUUGAAGGAUAAGGAAAAUGAAAUCUCUAAAGUAUCUCCCCAAGAGCGUCGUGUGAAUGCUGUAAGGAAAGCUAACUUACGCUAUUCCAAACUGGAGGUGAACACUAGUCAUGAAAAUGCAGAAAGUAACACAGACAGUUGUGCUGACAGCAUACACAGUAAUUGUAGCUCUUCACCUGAUGUGAAUGAGACAGAUGAAGAAUCAUGGGACUUGAUAACAUGUCAUUGUUUAAAGCCAUAUGCUGGACGACCAAUGAUUGAAUGCUCUGAAUGUUCUACAUGGAUUCACUUAUCUUGUGCAAAAAUUCGAAAGUCAAAUAUCCCAGAAACAUUUGUUUGCCAGCAGUGUAGAGAAGCAAAAUUUACAACACGUAAAUCUAAUAGAAUCCGGACUGAAAGCAAACGGAUCAGUAUCUAA
Molecule: messenger RNA, 1464 nt
Organism: Acanthosepion pharaonis
Lineage: Eukaryota; Metazoa; Mollusca; Cephalopoda; Sepiida; Sepiidae
Source: the annotation of a GenBank genome assembly